Molecule: messenger RNA, 1693 nt
Organism: Frieseomelitta varia
Lineage: Eukaryota; Metazoa; Arthropoda; Insecta; Hymenoptera; Apidae
Product: dynein assembly factor with WDR repeat domains 1-like
Exons: 8
Coding region: 240-1490 (416 amino acids)
Biological process (GO): mRNA splicing, via spliceosome
Cellular component (GO): U4/U6 x U5 tri-snRNP complex
Molecular function (GO): protein binding; U4 snRNA binding; U6 snRNA binding
Source: RefSeq, a predicted model, not a curated record
UGGUAACAGAGGCGAGAGGUAACGCGAUUCGGUUAUUUCUGCAAUUACGGCGAGAGAGGCAGUUAGACGCGGGCCACUGCAUUGACAGCUGCGGGUAAAACUAACGUCCGCGUUUCGUGCGUAAUUCACGUGCGUGCACGACAUCCACAGUUUUAUAAUUAAAUCAGUUACCGUGAAACAGCAGCGAUAACCUAGCUGCCGUCUGAAACACUGGACGUCGCUGUAAAUGCAAUGUUCACAUGAAGCUACUAAAGUUUUUGCUUCGUUACUUCCCGCCAGGUCUCGCCUUGGAGUAUACACAAGGUGGAGAUGUCAAAACGAAGAUGAUCGAUCUUCUCGAUCUGUCUGCUGAAACGGACAUAAGAGCAUUAGCGGAGAGCAUAAAAGCGGCCGAGCCUGUAAUAACCGAAAGUGUAAUGGAGCAGUUAGUGGAGACCCUGCAGAAGCUGCAGGCCAAAGUUUGCGAUACAAACGCGAAGCGCUACUACAAAUACAAAACCUUGCAGACCCAUCUUCUGCCCCUUACGAAUAUCGCGUUCGAUAAAUUAGGUAAAAGAUGCUUGACAGGCAGCUAUGACCGAACGUGUAAAGUUUGGGACAUUGACAGUGGAACGGAGCUUCUUACUCUCGAAGGCCAUAAGAAUGUGGUCUACACCGUGUCCUUCAACAACCCAAUCUCAGACAAAAUAGUAACCGGUUCCUUUGAUAAGACCGUUAAGGUCUGGUGUUCUCGAACAGGGCAUUGCUUUCUAACUGUGUGGGGACACAACGCUGAAGUAGUUGUUGCUAGAUUCUCGCCCAAUUGUAACAGAAUUGGAACAGGUUCUUUAGACAUGACGUCGAAGAUAUUUGACUUAACAACAGGUGAGGAAUUAGGAACGUUAAGAGGCCACACGGCAGAAAUAAUUGCUCUACAUUUUAAUAAUGAUGGAAAUCAAAUGAUAACUGGCUCCUUCGACAGUACUGUCAGUAUUUGGGAUGUGAGGACUUUCAGCCGCGCAAGCGUGUUAAUUGGUCAUCGGUCAGAGUUGUCCAACUGCGUCUACAACUUCGACUGUUCGUUGAUCGGCUCGUCGUCCAUGGACAAAACGGCCAAAGUUUGGGAGACGAGGAUGAACUCUUGCCUGGCCACUCUCCGAGGACACGGCGACGAGGUCCUGGACCUGACCUUCGACAACAAUGGGAAAAAGUUGGCGUCCGCCAGCAGCGACACCACCGCGCGAGUUUGGGAUGUGACCAGCGACUUCCAGCAGUUAGCCUUGAUGAAAGGUCAUCGAGAAGAGGUCUCGAAAGUCUGUUUCAGUCCAAAUGGCCAGCAUCUGCUAACGUCGUCCUUGGACAGAACGUCGAAAUUAUGGUCCUUGGAGAAUGGAUGCUGCGUACAGACACUGGAUGGUCACACAGACGACGUCUUCAGUUGCGCGUUCUCGUACAACGGCGACACUAUCAUCACGGCGAGCAAAGAUAAUACUUGCACGAUUUGGAGAUGACUCGAUUGGUUUCAGGUGUGUCCUUAGCUUUUGCUUGUCAUCUUGUUCAUUGCUUACGUUGUAUACUUCUAUGCAAUUUAAACGAAGAUUUGUUUCAAACGAAGCGAAAUUGAAUGUUCUUUUUUUUAAGAUUCCGUUUAUCUUCUGUAAAUCACUUUCGACUAAAAAGAAAGUGAUUGUACACUUUCGCCAGGAUAUCAAAU